GGUGAUCCUGACAGUUUACCUCAAUGACACCCAGCAGAUGCUUACUGAGGUCCCGGUUACUCCGGCAACCAGAGUGAUUGACGUUGUGGAAUACUGUAAAGAAGCCGGAGAGGGGGAGUGUCACCUCGCUGAAGUAUGGAACGGACACGAGCGUGUUCUCCCUCAGGAGAUCUUACUGUUGGAUCUGCUCCAGCAGUGGGGGGGCAGGAGGCCGGAGGUCAGCUUCUACCUCAGACACUGCCCCUCCUGGUCACAAGGAAGUCCGCAGCUUUUGGAGCAGAGCUGGGCCCAAGAAAGAAGCAGAGAGUGCUGAUGACAAGGU
This is a messenger RNA of Notothenia coriiceps (black rockcod), 322 nucleotides long. RefSeq names its product apoptosis-stimulating of p53 protein 1-like. Gene Ontology annotation, cellular component: nucleus. Bases 38 to 313 code for a protein of 91 amino acids. Gene Ontology annotation, molecular function: p53 binding. The record is from RefSeq and is a predicted model, not a curated record. Gene Ontology annotation, biological process: regulation of apoptotic process. The transcript is spliced from 3 exons. NCBI's taxonomy places the organism in Eukaryota, Metazoa, Chordata, Actinopteri, Perciformes, Nototheniidae.